Messenger RNA from Urocitellus parryii (Arctic ground squirrel), 975 nucleotides. It is a transcript of the gene Hsd17b8, whose product is annotated as hydroxysteroid 17-beta dehydrogenase 8. Gene Ontology annotation, biological process: fatty acid biosynthetic process; estrogen biosynthetic process. Lineage: Eukaryota; Metazoa; Chordata; Mammalia; Rodentia; Sciuridae. The record is from RefSeq and is a predicted model, not a curated record. Gene Ontology annotation, molecular function: estradiol 17-beta-dehydrogenase [NAD(P)+] activity; quinone binding.
UCAUGGCUUGGGUGCCCGCCCACCGGCCGCCCGCCAUGGCGUCUCAGCUUCGGCUCCGUUCUGCGCUGGCCUUGGUCACAGGUGCGGGUAGCGGUAUCGGCCGGGCGGUUAGUGCGCGCCUGGCCAGAGAGGGGGCUACCGUAGCCGCCUGCGACGUGGACGGGACAGCAGCUCAGGAGACGGUGCGGCUGCUAGACGGGUCGGGGAGUGAGGAAGGGGCGCCGGGCGGGAACCACGCUGCCUUCCAGGCUGAUGUGUCUGAGGCCAGGGCCACCAGGCGCCUGCUGGAAAAAGUGCAGGCCAGCUUUUCUCGCCCGCCAUCUGUCGUUGUGUCUUGUGCGGGCAUCACUCGGGAUGAGUUUCUGCUCCACAUGUCUGAGGAUGACUGGGACCAAGUCAUAGACGUCAACCUCAAGGGCAUUUUCCUAGUUACUCAGGCUGCAGCUCAAGCCUUGGUGUCCAGUGGUUGUCACGGCUCCAUUAUCAAUAUCAGUAGCAUCGUUGGAAAGGUGGGGAACAUCGGGCAGAUAAACUAUGCUGCAUCCAAGGCUGGAGUGAUUGGGCUCACCCAGACUGCAGCCCGAGAGCUUGGASGAYAUGGGAUCCGCUGUAACUCUGUCCUCCCAGGGUUCAUUGCAACACCCAUGACAGAGAAAAUGCCACAGAAAGUGAAGGAUAAGGUGACCGGAAUGAUCCCAAUGGGACACUGGGGGAACCCUGAGGAUGUGGCAGAUGUGGUUGCAUUCUUGGCAUCUGAAGACAGUGGAUACAUCACAGGGGCCUCAGUGGAAGUCACUGGUAUGAUGCCAGCAUGGGGAAAGAGAGGGCACAGAAGAGGAACUCAAACCAUAUGAGAAAAUGAGGGAAGCCUGGAGCUACUGUGGGAAGGGCAGAGGCUUCCAAGGCCAAGAACAGAAAUGGGUACCCCCAGCCCAUUUAUCUCUCCACCCAUGCAUGUCCAAAUGUUUUUGCCCC